GCCGCCGUGACCCGCGCCGGCGCGGCGAUCCCAGAUGAAACGGCGUCGAAGAAGCCAAAGUUGGACUUUGAAAGUUUAUACCAGAACUCGUUGCAGCUCACCCGGGGCAUGGACCAGCUCCCUUCACUGCAACGUAGUCUCGAUCAGCUGCAUGCCGUCACAAGCGCCAAGUCGCUCGGCUCGUCGGCCGCUGCUUCAUCCUCAGCCACGAACAAGGCACAAUUCCUCUUGGCUGGACGUGGGUUUGACGCAGAGAAACUCAGCCGUGAACUUCGCCAGCACGAGCUAAAGGCCUCGUUUGAGCCCAAGGAAUCUCUCGGCGCUUGCGACCUCGACGGGUUUCUCCGCCACCACCACGAAAUGAUUGUCGUGACUGCUAUUGAAGAAGCUUUGGCAGCGUCGACGCGUGCAGCACAACAGAGUGCAAUGAAUGCGCUGACGAGCGAGUUCCAGUCAUCGAAAGCAAAGCUCAUGCAGGACCUCCAGGGCAAGUCGACCCCAGCUCCUCUCGCGUCCCAGCGUCCCGUGAACCUCCCGUCGACGACAUCUACAUCUUUCAUUCCUGCUGCCAAAGCUACGACAUCUACACAACCCAGCGCCAUGUCCGAGGCCAUGCAGGUGUACGCGGCAGCCGUCCGUGCAUAUUUCCAGGCCAAAUCCCUCUCCGUACCGGAGUUCAACCUCAUCGAAGCGUUUGCAUCUGCCGCCAAGUCGUUGGUGGCUCCUUCUCUCUCCACUGAUUCCGCCGAGCACGAGUCACUGUGCGUGUGGGAGCUCCUUGGCCAAAUGACCCAACACCGCUCGUCCACAAGUUCCUUGCGAUCUGUCGCCCUUGCAGCCGGGGCACGCAAGUUUUUUGAAUCGCGAUACGUUGUUUUCAUCGAGACGAAGCUGGCGCAGCUCAAUGCGCCCCGGGGUGGGGACUUUGGCCGCCGUGCGCUUGUGUUAACGUACGUUCGCGAUGUGCAGCAAAUUUUGCCCCCUCAACAGGUGUGGGCGGUCGUGUACUACUUGCUUCGAAGCGGCAGUCUUUCUGACGCCAUCGCGGUGGCCGAGGGCCAAUUGUCGAGUUCGUCGUCGUUGCCGCUAGUGAUUGAAGCGCUGCAGCACAUUGCGUCGACGAGCUCAGCAGAGAAAGUGCAGCCGUUGGAACAGGCCAACCCGGCGCUGUACCACAAGCUCACAACCGUAUUUGACACGUUGGUGGCCACGAACAAAUCGUCGCCGUCAUUGCCAACGAACCGAUUUGAAGUGGCCGUGGUGAAUUUGGUGACCGGUCGCGACCCCCUCUUCCGCAACGCAGGCGUGGUCGAGAAUAUCGAAGACUUUUUGUGGCAAGUGCAGUUCUGCAGCCAGCAGCACACGGAUCCUCUCGACGUCGCAACCAAGGUCCUCGCGCUCGUCCAGCCGUCCGAGUUUAACCACACGACACUGGGCGGUGUAUUCGAGUACGUGCGACUGCUAGUAGUGUGCCAGAGAUUCGACGCGGCCGUCGAGUCACUGGCCGCCAAGGGCUUUGUUGUCGAAGCCGUCCACGUUGCGAUCUCACUCGCUCCUCACAUUAAGUCGAACAACCCCGACUUUUUCACCCGCCUCCUACGACAGUACAUCCACCAGUUCCAAACGACCAACCCGAGCGACGCCGCCAUGUAUAUUGCCUGCCAUCCUGACGCCGACAUGGUCCGCGCGCUGAGCAGCGACCUCCUCCUCGACACGGUCGCGUUCCAAGCGCUGGCGGGGGCGACCGAUCCCACGGAUGGCUCCCGCAUUCCUGGCGCGCUGGAUUUGUACCAGACCCGAACAGAGGUGCGCGAAAUCGUCCUCUGGGCGUCCCAGCAAGCGCAAAACCAAGGCCGGCAUGAGGACGCGCUGCAACUUUUGACGCUGGUCGGCGAUGUCGAAGGCGGCAUGGUAUUGUUGAACGCCCAGCUCACUCGAACGCUUUCUACGCCGGUAUGCCACGUCGACUGGAUCAGUGACGGGCCUUGUAACGAAAUGUUGCUGGAGCUGUAGGACCGAAUGACGUGGGUUAACCACGCGCGAACUUUUGCCGAUACGUGGCUUCGGGCGUCGUGGGCGCUCGACAUUGCACUGAACCAUGCGCGUAGCGCGGCCCUGGCGUUCCAGACGUUGAUGAACAUUGGUCUGUUUCUGGAGCUGUUGGACGCCAAGAAAUUCACGGACGGCAUCGUGUUCAUUGAAGCGCUGGCGCUUCUACCGGUGCCGGGCGGAGAACAAGCCGCCGUCGACCAGCUUAUGUCAAUGGAUCGAGGCGUACAACAAAACGUACACCUCCUCCUCGUGGGGUACAUGGAGUGUCUCGUAUGGGAGACGGAGCGCACGAAGGCGUCGAUCCCGGCGGUCGAGACCCAGGGGCACAUGUGCAAGCAACUGAGGGACAAGGCGCGGGCAGUCGUGUCGUUCUCUGGCAUGAUCAAGAUCCGACUCCCUCUCGGUGUGAACGAACGGUUAAACCAGCUCGAAAUUCGCAUGAUGUAGCGAGGGACUGCGCGCUUCCUCAGGCGGCACGUUCCUGGUCGAUGGCAAUAACAGUAUAACUACGACGCACCGUAUUCAAAUGCAGUGGAUUGUCCAGAGCCGCUCGAAUCGAAGAUGUCAGGCG
Molecule: messenger RNA, 2623 nt
Organism: Aphanomyces invadans
Lineage: Eukaryota; Oomycota; Saprolegniomycetes; Saprolegniales; Verrucalvaceae
Exons: 4
Coding region: 109-2013 (634 amino acids)
Biological process (GO): poly(A)+ mRNA export from nucleus; protein import into nucleus
Cellular component (GO): nuclear pore
Molecular function (GO): structural constituent of nuclear pore
Source: RefSeq, a predicted model, not a curated record